Musca vetustissima is the source of this 338-nucleotide messenger RNA. RefSeq lists its product as uncharacterized. Bases 15 to 338 code for a protein of 107 amino acids. Lineage: Eukaryota; Metazoa; Arthropoda; Insecta; Diptera; Muscidae. The record is from RefSeq and is a predicted model, not a curated record. The transcript has 3 exons.
AUCCUUGUGCCAAAAUGAAAUUCGUUGUAUUCGUGUGUGUUUUAUUGGGAAUGUUGGCCUGGAGUGAAGCAGCCAUAGCCACAGCACGUUUCCACAAUCCAACUUAUCCCGGCAAAUGUACAUUCGAUUCAAACACCAUUCUAUCGCCUGGACAAAAGAGUAAAGCACCCAAUCAUCCCUGUGCUGGUGUCACAUGUAUGGAAAAUAGCAUGGUGGAAUUCAGAACAUGCCCUCCAGUACCACCACCAAAAGGCUGUAAAAUGCGUGAUUUUGUCAAUGUAAAUCGCAGUUAUCCAGAAUGUUGUGAACGUCAUUACGAUUGUACCAAAUAUAUUUAA